Messenger RNA from Meloidogyne enterolobii, 324 nucleotides. The record is from the annotation of a GenBank genome assembly. NCBI's taxonomy places the organism in Eukaryota, Metazoa, Nematoda, Chromadorea, Rhabditida, Meloidogynidae.
AUGUUUUUGUUACUAGAAUUCUUUCUAAAAAUAUUUUUAAAAUCAACAACAAUUUUAAAACAAAAUUUCUAUUCCAUUCAGAUUCUCGAUUUACAUCGUAUCCCAUUCAAGGACUUUAAUGUUUUGGAGGAUGAGAAAAUACGUGAAGGAAUUAAAGAAUUUAGUGAUUGGCCGACAAUUCCUCAAGUUUAUGUAAACGGGAAAUUUGUUGGGGGAGCUGAUAUUUUUAUGCAAAUGCACAAAGAUGGCGAGAUUCACAAAUUCUUCGACGCAGAAGGUAUUCCGUCAAGAUUUUCUGACAAAUUUGAAAAAACUGAAGGCUAA